AGCGUCGCGACGUUUCGUGAAUCGAUCGUCAUGAGGGCACAGAAUAUGCGAGGACGUCUUCGACAGCAAGAUAUUGUGUUAGCUCCUGCCAGAGAUCAAAUUGCGAGAGCUCUUCGUGAAGCUCGACGGAUUGGUAUCUUGAGUCUACCGGCGAGGAAUCUAACCGAGUUCCCGCCCCAAGUUUAUCACUUAGAGGAACACCUCGAAAAGGAUGAGAAGAAAUGGGAGUGCAUUGACCUGGUCAGAAUCGACUUGAGUCACAAUGCAAUUCCGUCCAUAUCCGAUGAAAUCGGUGGCCUGACGUCCAUCACUUCAAUUAAAUUGACCAAGAAUGCGAUUCAAAUUCUGCCAGAAGGUUUUUUCGAACUCCAGGCACUCACAUAUCUCGAUUUGAGCCACAAUCAACUUGAGCAAGACCUCUCCGAGAGCUUUGGUGCAUUGGUUAGCUUAAAAGAGCUCGUCUUAUCCGGCAACAAGCUCAGUCGAUUGCCAAACUCCAUUACUCUUCUUGAAAAUCUUGAAGCGCUACAUAUCGAGGAAAACAUGCUUACAUCUCUGCCGGAACAAAUUGGCAAGCUCCAGAUAUUACACGUUCUGAACGCACACUCAAACCAACUGACUGUUCUGCCAUCAUCAUUUGGAGCGCUUCGGAAUAUGCAGAAUCUUGACCUCAAGAAGAAUCGUCUUGAGUCGAUUGGAGAAGCAUUCGCGAUGCUUUCAAGGCUGAAAUUCUUGGAUUUACGGCAAAAUAAGCUCGUUGUAUUCCCUGUACUACCUGAAGGUGCAGCUCUGGAUCAAGUUUUUCUCGGAUACAACACCCUCGCGACUAUCGAUGAGACGUCCAUAUUGCGUGUGAAAGACUCUGUGACCGUGCUGGAUAUGCGAGACAACAAAUUGGCAAAUUUGCCUGCUAAUGUCGCGUGUUUGUACCGGCUCAAAACGUUGGAUGUGGCGAACAAUGAUCUGUCGGACUUGCCACCAGGUCUCGGCUACCUCAAACACCUUAAUCACUUCAUCGUGGAUGGAAACCCUCUUCGAGCUAUACGCCGAUCAGUGACCAGUGCUGGAUGUGAAUCACUCAAGAAAUAUUUACGCACGCGGGGAGCUCCUCCCGUUGGUGUUGAUGUCUUGGAAGAAGAGCGAGAUGAAUUGCAGAUGGAACGAGAGCGAUUGGCCCACGCAGAUGAGGGUUCACCCCCUGCUUUGGAGUAUACUUCCCAGUUCCGAGAGGCUGCAGCCUCAGGGACGAUGAUCCUCACGAACAAUUCUCUCACACUUUUGCCCUCAGACUUGGUAGGCCAGGGUUCAUUCAACUUUGAAUCGACGCUGUUGCACUUGAAUCUGUCGGCAAACAAGUUACAGUCGCUCCCAGCUGCGAUCGGCGAGUUAUUGCCUCUCAAGACUUUGACUGUCGAGGAUAAUGAGCUGCAGUCUCUCCAUCCGUCUAUCGCUGCAUUGCCUCACCUUAAGCUAUUACGUCUUCGGAAGAAUAAUCUUUCAUCUGAGAGCAUCAGUGAGUUUCUCGGGGACUCACCAGCGUUGGGGGAUACGAUUAAAGAACUGGAUUUGCGCAACAACAGUCUCUCUCGUCUACCCGUGGAGGUCAGUCAAUUACGAUCGCUCGAAACACUGCUACUCAGCUUCAACAAGAUCGAGACUCUCGAUCGUUUCCCAUGGUCGCAACUGGCGAAUGUGAGUGUGAUCAGCGUCUCGGACAACAAAUUACGAUCACUUGGAAGGAUCUACGACGCUCCCCAGCUCGCAUCGCUUUCGUUCGAGAACAACAACUUGACCAAAGUACCGUGCGAACUCGGCUUGUGUCCGCGUCUUCGCGCAAUCUACAUGAACGGCAACCCACAGCGUACAGUACGGGGCACAGUGAUCGCAAAAGGUAGCGCCGAGAUUCUGGCGUAUCUGAAGAAUAAACUCCCACCGAACACUGUGCUCUCGCCUCCCUCACCAGUAGCGAUCUCGCGCGCAGUCAAGUCGGACCAAACUAGUCUUAAGAAGCCUUCAAGUGCCGCCUCGAACCGUGAAAAUUUUGCAGCUCCUCGACUCUCCGACACUUAUGCUGCCCAAGGCGGCGUCGCUGUGCCGGCUCCUGUUGCCCCGAUCGAAAACUUUACUCCACCCAAUGAAAAUGCUGCCAUUGAACUUGAGUUAUCUAAGUUGUCGACGCAGAUCGAACAGCUUGAGUUGCAGCUUGAUUUCCACACUCUAUCGGCUCCAAAACGCUUCGCACUCAAGAAAGAAUGCGCUCCAAGAAGAUCCGCGAGUCCCGCAAACUCCAGUGAAUGAUAAUAAAAACACAAGAGAUAACAAAAAGCCA
Phytophthora nicotianae INRA-310 is the source of this 2329-nucleotide messenger RNA. RefSeq lists its product as hypothetical. NCBI's taxonomy places the organism in Eukaryota, Oomycota, Peronosporomycetes, Peronosporales, Peronosporaceae. The transcript has 4 exons. Gene Ontology annotation, molecular function: protein binding. The record is from RefSeq and is a predicted model, not a curated record. The coding region runs from base 31 to 2298 and encodes 755 amino acids.